CCAAUGUGAACCUCCGGUACAGUCGCGAAGGCAAAUGGUCGCGGCCCCUCACCGCGCACGUUGUCCGACUCACGUGGCAGGGGGAGCCAUGGCGGGAAGGGAGGAAGAGGCGACGGCUGCGACGGGGGGCUCCGCGUGGUACGCGCACCCCGUGUACGCGCGCUACUGGAGCCACUACCGCGACGCGCAGGCCUGGACGCGGAGGCACCAGAACGCGCGGCGGAGAGCGCUGACGGAGGCCGCGCAAGGCCUGGACUGGAGCAGCCUAGUUGGGCUCCCAUUUCCGUACGAUCCAUCGCAUCCCUACGCUGCAUCUCACCACGGCCCCCAAUCACACCCUCCGUGUCUGGGUCACAAUCACUGCUCGGCGCAAGCUGCCGGCCAUCGGAGACGUCAUCAUCAGCAGCAGCAUGAUCAUUAUCAUCAUCAGCAGCAGCAUCAUCAUCAGAAGCACGAGGAAAUGCCAGAACAUCAUCACUUCUCGUCACAGGCUACCGAGCAUCAGAGAGAUCAUCAGCAGCAUCAGCAUUAUCACCAUAAUCAGCAGCGGCAGCAUUGGCAGCAGCAACUGAUUGACGAAGUUCCGGAUCUGAGGAGCGAAGAACCAGACGAGGAUUCGGAUCCGGAGUCCGAGUCGGAAUCGGAGGCGGAGAGCGACGUGGAAAUCACGGACGAGCUGCGCGCGUAUUUCGCCGAGACCGAGCGACACCGCGAGGAGAGGAGGCUGGAGCAGGAGCAGGAAGAUGAACGAGCGGAGGGAAUGGUGUGGGCAGAUGAGCCGCCGGGGACGAGGCAGGCGAGUAGCCUGGCUCCACAAGAACGGCCGGGCGAGCGUCGGCGCGUCGAGAUGGCGCGUCUGUACGGCGAGGAGGCGUGCGUACGGAUCCUCGCGCUGGAGGCCGCGAUGCAGCUGUCGUUCGACCAGCACUGCGACCGCACGCGGCCAAAGUACUGGCCCAUCAUCCCACUCAAGCUGUGACGGCGACGGCCAGGCGCUUGGCCCAUUAACACCAGUCAAGCGUUGAGCACGCAGCCACAGCUACCAGGGAGAACGCCCGUCCAUUUCACCCCAUGAGUACUUUUUCACUCAAAUGUCUUUCAACUUCUAGUCCAUCAAACUCAAGUUAAUGGCCCCACAGCCGGCCGAAAGCUGAGACCACGAACAGUAAGGCACUGGCCCCAUUUACGCACGUGGAGUCAAUGGACGUGUACAGCUGCAGGACGGAAUAAUAAUUGAUUCUUGGAUGUGAUCGUGGCCCUGAAACGUGACCUUUCGUCAGCUCGUGGACGGGCUGAAUUCCUGCAUCCCUGUCGUUCACACGAGUGAGUCGACCAGGGUGUUCCAUCGGUGUCAUCGGCUGAAAUGUCAACAUUUUUAGCAGCUCCGUUUUUAAAUGUUUAAAUUCCUCUCCACCGUAUGGUGUUUGUGUGUGCGCACGUAUGUUUAUUAUGUGAGAGUGAGUGUGGUAUAUGAGUGUGUUUGUAUGUGUGAGGAGCGGUCGCG
Messenger RNA from Petromyzon marinus (sea lamprey), 1504 nucleotides. RefSeq names its product gem nuclear organelle associated protein 8 (gene GEMIN8). Gene Ontology annotation, cellular component: SMN complex. Gene Ontology annotation, biological process: spliceosomal snRNP assembly. NCBI's taxonomy places the organism in Eukaryota, Metazoa, Chordata, Hyperoartia, Petromyzontiformes, Petromyzontidae. The record is from RefSeq and is a predicted model, not a curated record.